UUAUUCGACAGCUUUCCGGAAGAGGGAAUUCAAAUCGAGCAGGGCGCACUUGUCUGCAGAGGAGUUUCUAAACACAAACAAUGCAGAGACCGGGCAAAGGGAAAACUCCUCGGAGGCCGGGCCCAAAAAAGCCUUCCAGCGUAGAGAAGGAUCCUGUUGGAGUAUACUGCCGUAUCCGUCCUCUAGGAGCCGAAGAUGAGGAAUGUUGUAUUGAGAUGAUCAGCAGCUCCACGAUUCAGCUUCACCCUCCUGAUGGUCUUAAAGCAAACCGCAAUGGAGAAUACAAAGAGACGCAGUACUCCUUUAAGAAAGUAUUUGGUAUAAAUACCAGUCAAAUUGAGUUGUUUGAGGAUGUUGCCAAGCCUCUGGUGGAAGACCUCAUUCAUUCCAAGAACGGUCUGCUCUUUACAUACGGUGUUACUGGAAGCGGUAAGACGUUCACCAUGACUGGCUCACCUGGGGAAGGCGGAUUACUCCCUCGUAGUCUGGACAUGCUCUUCAACAGCAUCGGACCCUGGCAGGCCAAACGAUUUGUGUUCAAACCUGAUGACAAAAAUGGAAUGGAGAUCCAGAAUCAAGUUGAUGCUCUCCUAGAGAGACAGAAGCGGGACAGUCAGCAGUCCGUGCCCAAAACGCCAUCAUCCAGGCAGAAGGCAGAUCCAGAGAUUGCAGAUAUGAUCAGCUCAGAAGAGGCAUGUAAAUCUGACAAUGUGGAUGAAGACUGCUGUUACAGCGUCUUCGUUUCCUACGUCGAGGUCUACAACAAUUAUAUCUAUGAUCUCCUCGAAGAUGCUCCAUUUGACCCAAUCAGACCUAAACCACCUCAAUCCAAACUUCUCCGAGAGGACCAGAAUCACAACAUGUAUGUUGCCGGCUGCACAGAGGUCGAAGUGAAAUCCACAGAGGAGGCUUUUGAAGUGUUUUGGAAAGGGCAAAAGAAAAGGAGGAUAGCCAACACUCAACUAAAUCGUGAAUCCAGUCGCUCCCACAGUGUGUUCAUGGUGAAAUUAGCCCAGGCUCCGCUUGAUGCUGAUGGGGAUCACAUUCUACAGGACAAAAACCAGGUGAACGUGAGCCAGCUGUGUUUGGUGGACCUGGCAGGCAGCGAGCGCACCAGCAGAACCCGGGCAGAGGGAAGCCGUCUCCGUGAAGCAGGAAAUAUUAACCAGUCCUUGAUGACACUGCGCACAUGUAUGGAAGUCCUGCGUGAAAACCAGAUGUGUGGAACUAAUAAGAUGGUGCCAUACAGGGACUCUAAAGUUACACACCUGUUUAAAAACUACUUUGAUGGAGAAGGAAAAGUCCGGAUGAUUGUGUGUGUCAACCCAAAGGCUGAUGAUUAUGAUGAAACUAUGCUGGUGAUGCGUUUUGCUGAGAUGACCCAGGAGGUGGAGAUUGCUCGGCCAGUUGACCGGCCUAUCUGUGGCCUUGCUGCUGGACGCAGACACAGAAACCAGGUCUUCAGAGAUGAGCUGUCACGUCGCCUAGAAGAGAGGGAAGGUCCGAAUAAUGCCGAUGACCAAAGUUUAAUGAGUCAGCUCAUAGAAAGCCUUCCAGCCCUCCCUCCCUGUGAGCUGGCUGACCCAGCUGAUGAUAUGACGUUGCCCCGCCUGAUUGAGGUCCUGGAAAGGAGGCAUCGAAUCCGUCAGAUGAUGACAGAGCAGUUCGACAAAACCGCCACUACUCUGAAAUCCAUGAUUCAGCAGUUUGACAGUCAGCUUAAUGCAAAGGAGAACUUCCUUCAUGACCAACGAAGCAAACUGAGUGAGAAAGACAAAGUCAUCAUCAACCAGAGAGCGGAGUUAGAACGACUAGAAAAAAAAUCCAAAACAUUAGAAUAUAAGGUCGAUAUCUUGCAGAAGACUACGGACAUGUACGAACAGGACAAACGCUCCCUUCAGCAGGAGCUGGAGACCCGGGAGCAGAGGCUGCAUAGAGAGCUGUCAGAGAGGAGGCGCAUGGAGCAGCGCAUGCAGGGGGUGAUGACAGACACCAAGCUCAAGUGGGAGAAGGAGUGUGAGAGGCGAGUAAAUGCCAAGCAGAUGGAGAUGCAGAACAAGUUGUGGGUGAAGGAUGAAAAGCUGAAGCAGCUCAAGGCCAUAGUGACGGAAAGUGGCAGUGGGGGUGUUGGCUUUCCCGUCGAGCGCCAAGAGAAGCCUGAGAGGCCUUCAAGAGAGAGGGAUCAGAAGAGGUCUGCCUCGCCGUCGUCACUUCCUGACAUCAGCCAAACUCCUUCCAACCAAAAUCGAGCCAAUGUCAGGGCUUUUCAGGACCUUUACCCCACACCUUCCUCCUCUUCAGCCUAUCCUUCUGUAGCCUCUUGCAUCUCUGAAUGGGAGCACAGGGUCCCUGUAGACUCAAGCAGCAGAGCUAGGCAUGUUGGGACUCCGCAAUACAGGAGCCGGACUCCCUGCCAAGGCACCAGCAGCGUGGGUCGCAGGAGAGGCCAGCUCUGGGCCCCUGACUCUGAGGCCCCAGCUACGACUCUUGUCUAUGGGUUAGACCUAGAAGCAGGCACAAGGACGUCCACUCCGGUUCAUCUGACGCACAGGCGCUCACACUCUGCGGGUGGGGAGAAAUGGGUAGACCACAAACCAACUUCUAAUUUGGACCUAGACACAGUCAUGCAGCCAAUCAUACCCAAUGCAAUCAAAGUGUCGGCCCCCAACGAGAAAGCUCUGUCUAAAUGCCAAAAGUAUGUGCUUAGACAUCAAGAGCUUGCCUCUGACGGGGAGAUCGAGACCAAGUUGAUCAAGGGCAAUGUGUUCAAGACCAGAAGUGGUGGACAAGCUGUUCAGUUCACUGACAUUGAGACACUGAAACAAGAGUGCCCAACAGCAUCAAGUCGCAAGAGGCGUUCAGGGUCUGGAGAGGGACCAGCUCAUAUCGACGACAUAGAAAACAGGGCUCCAGUGACAAGCACAAGUUCAAUCCAUGGCUAUCAAAAACGGAGAAAACCUUGAGCUCCUAGACAACUGAAGGACUUUUUUUUUUUUUGUCUGACUAUUGGAUCAGUGAAGGGACCUCCAUAUGAAACUAUGCAUCCUUUUGGGAGUCUGAACACUCUUUCUCGGAUCUUAUGACAAACUAUUAUAGUGCAAUUAUAAUUUAAUCAAAGCUGUUUUGAUACUGUGCUGGACUAGUGCGCUUUCUUUUUUAUGAAUGCUGGUAUUAUUCAAUCUUACAGACAGGGAAAUAUUUAAAAGCCCAAUAUAAAUAUUCCUUGAAAAGGAAAUGUUUUUUUCACCUAAUCUUUUUCACUGCUUUUUACUGCUACCCAAAGAUUAGAAUAUUUGAGCCCUAGAACAAUAGAAAAUGUAUAUUUUUUUAGUGUUACUGCUUUUUUUUCUUGCUUUUUUCGAUAGGAUUAUUCAUUUAUUAGAUGUUAAACUUAGAACAUAUCUGAUUAUAAAAAAGAGAAAAGUACAACACU
This is a messenger RNA of Labrus bergylta (ballan wrasse), 3433 nucleotides long. RefSeq names its product kinesin-like protein KIF23. Gene Ontology annotation, cellular component: kinesin complex; nucleus; microtubule. NCBI's taxonomy places the organism in Eukaryota, Metazoa, Chordata, Actinopteri, Labriformes, Labridae. Gene Ontology annotation, molecular function: ATP binding; microtubule binding; ATP hydrolysis activity. Gene Ontology annotation, biological process: mitotic spindle midzone assembly; microtubule-based movement. The record is from RefSeq and is a predicted model, not a curated record.